Molecule: messenger RNA, 3477 nt
Organism: Chara braunii
Lineage: Eukaryota; Viridiplantae; Streptophyta; Charophyceae; Charales; Characeae
Source: the annotation of a GenBank genome assembly
UGGCAUCUUCUUAGAGGACACGUGGGAUUAUGUAGUGCUUGACGAUCACCCAAGUCAGCACAUGGCCGUGGAGAUGGUGGUCACUGGUCUUUGAAGGACUCCCUCAAUGCGAAAGAACCGAGAAAUACUUGAUGUCCAGGUUCUGUCCUUGCAACUCGUUCCCCCCGCAGCAUGCCUUUUAAAGCUUGUUUUCACUAAAAACAGGCCUGCUGCGUUUAAUGAAUUACUGUGCGAGCAGGCGCUUAGCAAGGCUGCCCAGAGUCUGCAGCGAGUUGUUGGCAGCAGCGCCUUCGAAAGGAUAUUCUUGUACACUUUGCAAAGCAAGGAGCUUUGCAAGAAUGAUUGCCUUGGAGCUGGUGUCGGACGCAGAGUUUGCGGCGCUGAAUGCGGCGGUCACAGCCGCGGAGGAAAAGUUUGCUGCUUUGAAAAAGCUGCCACGUCACAGUGGUGACUUGACAACUAGCAGUCGGGCGCGAUCGGAUGCCUCGCCGACGGUCGGCGCGGGCGGAGCCGCCGAGGGUGUGAGUGUCCUGCCGGUUGCAGGCAGCAGCUCGGCAGGAACGCGGGAUAUAGAGGAUUUCACUCCACGUGGCGUCGUCCAGCGACGCCCUGCUACGGCUCAUGGUUGUGUCGCAAGGCAGGGUGGCUAUGGAUCGGGUGGCGGCUUCGGAUGCACACAAGGAAACAAUGGGGUUGGUGCUGGAAGAAGACAACGUUGGGGGCAGCGGCAGGAGGAGGGGGAGGAGAAGGGGGUGCUGCGGUUGGUGGCGAGUCGGGGGGCUCUGGCCAGGUGCGGGGCCAGCUCCUCGUCCUUUCAUCACGAUGUAGCGAAACUUGACCACGAGUCAGACUACAUAGAAUCGCGCACGGGUGGUGAAGGCGGAAGCGAUGGAGGGGAGAGAAGAAAGAGUUGUGGUGAUCCGGAAGAGUCCAUGGGAGGUCUUUCGCAGGACUCAUCCUCGGGAGGAGGAGAAGCUCGUCCCGCUGCACAAGAUAACGACACCACUGCUGGCUUUGGGAUUGGGAGCGGGACUGGAACGGCGGACGAUCGAGCACAUUCGGGUACCGAUGCCGGUGGCAGCGAAGGUGGACGGACAGGUAUGCCGUCCCAAGGGUCAGAUGAUUGGGGCGGAAGCGACGUGCUUCGGCAACCGUUGCCGCCGCCACAGUCGUCGUCAACAAUUGUGUCCAGCCACAGCAACAGGCAGAAAGGCCGAAGUACAGCCCACACCGCCUGGGCAGGAGGCAAGAGGCCAACGCCUUUGUUUCUUCGCGGAGGACGGUUGUCUGUCACAGAUGUCAGUGCAGCGGAGUGGUGCGAGAUGCAGGUUGACUUUUCGCUGGUCAAAGGUGCACCGGAGCCGUCGCCAGUUAUGGUAGCAGGAUCGACGCGGCAUGCAGAACUCGAAGCAGAGGUCGUGACGAAAGUCAAGGUAGAGGUUACAACUCGUGAAGACUCCUGGGCGCUCCGGAUUCUUAACAGCUUGAUGGGUAUCAACAUGAUCUUUGAGAAGGGAAUGACGCGGGAGUUGUAUGUAUUGGGCCAGGUGGAUGGCGUAUGGAUGACGGGGAUCAUCGACGAGAUUAGCAUGGUGGAUGGCACGCCUCGGCUGGUUGACACGAAGACGCGCAGGAGUCCGACGAUGCCAGCUGAGGCACAGAAACGAUCGACGAGGGUGCAGUUGAUGUGCUACAAGAUCCUCUUCGACAGCCUAGUUCGAGGAGAGUUCAACGCAGAAGCAUUCUAUAAACAAUACCGCUUGAAGCGAGAGCGGAAGCUCGCCAGAGACGUUACAGACUUUGCUGAGGAGUGCGGGCUAGGGAGGGGAGAUGAGGUAGCGACGCUCGAAGGCGUAGUCAAGGCAUUUGUUACUAUGUGCCAGGCACUCCCACUCACCGACGAGGAACUUCUUGUGAGGUACGAAUGGCAAAAGGACAAGUCUCUGAUAGGUGAGGAGCUGUUCGACUUUGACAGAAACUGGAUUCAAAGUCAAGUGGCGCGGCUUCUGCAGUAUUGGAAGGGAGCGCGGAAGGCGAACCCUGUUGUCAGAGAGGAGGCUUGGAAAUGCAACUACUGCCCUUUUGCAAAGGUCUGUCACGUACCAGAGGAGUACGCAGCUCAACAGGCGUGGGAACAGACGUCACAACAAUGAAUGAAGUAAGUACAGGGCUCAGGAGGCAUGUGAACAGACGUCAGGGAGCGCGGAAGGCAAAGCCUUUUGGCAGAGAGAGGCUUGAAAAUGCAACUACUGCCCUUUUGCAACGGUCUGUCACGUACCAGUGGAGUACGCAGCUCAACAGGCAUCAGAACAGACGUCGUCACAGCAAUGAAUGAAGUGUGCGGCUCAAGAGGCAUGGGAAUGGAUGUCAGAGAGCGCGGAGGGCGAAGCCUGUUGUCAGAGAGGAGGCUUGGAAAUGCUACUGCCCUUUCGCAAUGGUCUGUCACGUACCAGCGGAGUACGCUGUGCAAGUUGCGUGGGAAAAGACAUCACAGCGAUGAAUGAAUGAAGUAUGCAGCUCAAGAGGCAUGGGAACGGACGUCAGAGAGUGCGGAGGGCGAAGCCUGUUGUCAGAGAUGAGGGUCGGAACUGCAACUACUGGCCUUUUGCGAAGAUCUGUCUGUCAUGUACCAGAGGAGUACAUGGUGCAAGAGGCAUAAGAACAGACGUACAAAACAGACAUCCGAGCAAUGAAUGAAGUACACGGCUGAAGAGGCAUGGAAACAGACAUCAGGGAGCGCGGAAGGCCAAGCCUGUUGUCAUAGAGGAAGCUUGGAAAUGAAACUGCCGCCCUUUUGCAACGAUCUGCGACGUACCAGUGGAGUGCACGGCACAAGUUGCGCGGGAACGGACAUCACAGCAAUGAAUGAAGUGCACGGCUCAAGAGGCAUGGGAACAGACGUCUUGCGCCACAUGAGGACAGACAUCAGAGCAAGGAAUGGAGUACGCGGCUCAAGAGGCAUGAGAACAGACGUCUGGGUGCGCAGAAGGCGAACCCCGUUGUCAGAGAGGAGGCUUGGAAAUGCAAUGACUGGCCCUUCGCGAAGAUCUGUCGCACGCCGGAGGAGUGCGCGGCGCAAGUUGCGCGGGAAAAGACAUCACAGCAAUCAAUGAACAAACAAAUUGAUAUUGAAACGUACGAGAGGGGUACAGGGCGGCACGCAGCUCAAGAGGCACGGGAACACUGCCUGGGCUCAAGAGCCGAGGCACGUGCGCAACAUCGAACUUCUGGCAUCACACGAUUCACAUCACUUUCAUGACAGGACGAAUCCGACCGUCAAGGACUUCUUUCUUUUCUCUAUUUUUCAACGUUUUUACGUUAUACGUCUUUGCUGCGCCAUUUACAGCUUUACCGUGGAUAAAAAAAAGGUUUCUAGGUCGUUCGGGACAUCCGUUAAAAUUGGAAUGAUACAGAGAAGGGUAGAUUUGCAAUAUGGCCCCUGCGCAAGGAUGACACAAAUGAAUCGAGAAAUGUUCC